Folsomia candida is the source of this 1453-nucleotide messenger RNA. RefSeq lists its product as uncharacterized. NCBI's taxonomy places the organism in Eukaryota, Metazoa, Arthropoda, Collembola, Entomobryomorpha, Isotomidae. The coding region runs from base 253 to 861 and encodes 202 amino acids. The transcript is spliced from 3 exons. The record is from RefSeq and is a predicted model, not a curated record.
ACUCCAGUCAUAUUUUUCCACGUAGGACACAUUUAGUAAAUAGGAUGCUAAAACUAUAUUAAAUACCCGUAACCGGGUAGGAAAAUAGAUACGAAUACGUGUCUUAUGAAGGUUUAGUCAUCUAAAUAAACAAAUGCGUCGUCAACCGUGGACAUAACUUUUCCCAUUCACUACUUUCACUCGUCCCAAUUUAGCCAAAUUUAUUUCAGUCCCAUUAAACUUUCUUGGGCUUAUUUAUUAAUAAUUCUAAAAAUGGAUUCUUCCCCAGUAUUUUACGAUCCCAAUCAAAACGUCGUUAUCGAGCGUUGCCACGACAUUCAGAAGCAGUUUAAAAACUACGUUAUCAUCAUGGCGAUAAAUCUUGUCUGCUAUAAUUGCUUACUUUUCUGUACAGAUCCGUAUCUCUUGACGCGAAGGCGAAUCGGCUAUUCCAUCCUGGUAAUUGUGGGCUUGUGGAGCUUCGGAUUCUGCGUCUACAUUUAUUUCGAGAUGAAGAAAAUUAUGAAGCAUUUGAAACCAGUUCCGAUACAACUGAAAAAUAUGCGAAAUAACGAAAAACCUAUGCAAAAUAUCAAAUCUCGUGAUAUGACAACGUGGCAAUACAAGGACCAAUUCCGACUUCCCAUCCACCAGAAUAAAGGCGAGAAUGUGGUAAAAUUCCAAAUAGUAUUCAAGCUAGAUUGGGACUUGGAGGCAUCAGCUUUUGAUGCAAAAUCACUCCCACAGGAGGACGGUGAUGGUGGAGAGCUUGCCAAAUUCUGGCGUGGUUUGCAAAAAUCAGCGGAUGAGGAGGUGUCCACAAUCGUGAAAUGCCUGCGUGGGAAGAAAGAAAUCAUAUGCACCGGGCAACACCUGGAAUAAUUUUCGAGCUAAAAUUGGGAUUUCCAGUAGAUACAUAUGUAGUACUUUUAGUAUAAAAAGCUGUAGUCAAAACGUUAGUGUUUUAGAUGCAUACAAUAAUACAAUCUUUUUACUUCACAGAUAUAUGUACAUAUUUAUAUUUAUAUCUACUUGUAUAAUUGAAAUUGGCGUACUCACGUCAACGGCUUGUCUCUCUCAUAGUAAAUGGUUUACCAAAUAGUUUACAAUAUAUUUUUGUGAAAUAUAUGUACAUGUAAUUUUUCCAAUUUGCUGGGUAAAUUUUUGAACAAAAAUCAAAAACGUUAGCAAGAGAUUUGUGAAAUCGCUCAAAUCUCGCAGUAUGUAUUUGGUUAUGCCAAAUUGAUAUGCUCAAUUUAUAAGAUUUGCAAUGAUUGUCGUGAGUACGCCAAAUGUUUCUGAUUUUAUUUAUUUUUAUAGCCUUUUCGUGUCUUAUUCCUCCAUAAUGGACUUUUAUAUCCCAUGCGUGUGAAAGAAGUCUGUAAAAUUUAAGUCCAGUUUAUCCAAAUCUCCAAACCAUUAUUCAAACCUGACAAUAAAUUACUUUGACAUUACUUAUAAAAGCAAAAAAUAA